Molecule: messenger RNA, 1705 nt
Organism: Brassica napus (rape)
Lineage: Eukaryota; Viridiplantae; Streptophyta; Magnoliopsida; Brassicales; Brassicaceae
Product: putative F-box protein At4g22180
Exons: 1
Coding region: 22-1104 (360 amino acids)
Molecular function (GO): protein binding
Source: RefSeq, a predicted model, not a curated record
AGGUAAAAGUCUCAAAUCUCAAUGUCGAACAUGGUCAAGUGGUCGGAGCUAAACGCUGACGUUCUGCAAUCAAUCCUUGAACGUUUGAGCAUCAUUAAUUAUCUAAAAGCUCGAUCCGUUUGCAAGAAUUGGCGCGUAGUUUGCAAACAAAUCUCUUCAAUACAAGACAAGUUUCCAUGGAUAAUAAUCUUUCCUCGUCGAAGACCAAAGAGCUCUACAUGUCAAGUGUUCAAUCCCCAAGAAGGUAAACUUUACACACUGAGAAACCUUGGCAAUGACUUCUCCACACACCAGUGUAUAGCAACUUCUGGAAGCUGGCUUUUAAUGUUAGACCUACGAUCAAAUCUAUACGUUUUGAAUGUUUUCACACGUGAGAGAAUCGAUCUACCACCAUUAGAGUCACACCAAGGGAGGCUACAAGUUAAUAGAUUACAAAACAACACAUUCACCUUCAUGAUCAAUCAAUCAUCAGCACCGGGAAGAAACGUUCUAAACAGGACAAAAGCGGUUUUAUGGGUCGACGAGAAAACCAAAGGUUACUUAGUCGUCUGGUCGAUAGGUCUAUCUUAUAUAAUGUAUACUAAGAAUGGAAUCGAUUUCUGGAGAGAGAUACCUAUAAAAGAAGGCCCUGAGAAUCUUCAUGGAUGUCAAGAUAUUGUCUACAAAGACAACAAUCUUUACAUUUUGACAGGUCUAAACCGAAUCAGAAUCUUGGAUUGCUCACAAGAACUCCCUAGAGCGUUAGUAGACAACGUUGAUGAUGAUCCAUUUAGGGAUGAUCAAAGAAGGCGAGGUAAGAUCGGUGUUACUGUCUCUGGAGAGGUUUUGAUAGUUAAGAACCGGUUAAAGCAGGUUUUCAACAUUUUAAAGAUGAAUUCAGAUGGGACAAGUUGGGAUGAGGUGGAGUCAUUAGGGGAAGAGUCUUGGAUCACUGAUCUUGGUGUGACUGUACCAGGAGUUGAUGGGAGUAGACCAAACUCGAUUUAUUACAGAGAUAGGUCUCUUUAUUGUGGAGAUCUUUCGGUUCAAGUGUUGGAGAUGAUCCUAGAGGUUGACAAGAAUGGUCACGCGAGAUGGUUUAUUCCUAGUCUUCGUGAGUUGUAAUUAGAUCAAAUUAUGUUUUUGUGUUGCUUUUUUCGAAUUAUUGUGAAACUAUCUUUGAAAAAACUAUUCAGUUUGCAAGUGUUGCAAGAAUUCUUAAAGAAAAGUGUGCCGAGGAAUGAUAGUCCCUGAUAUACACUUUGAAACGCUCCCAGUCGCUAAAAAUAUUCAAUUUGACCUUGUCGAAAUUUUGAGAUCGUGUUCCUCAGCUGGUAACAUUCUUUUCUUGAGCUCUACGGACUAGCACCAAGUUUGCUGGUAUUUAGGGAGAGUUCAGGUUCUCAAAGACAACUGUUUUGUUGGUAAACGAGAGAAAGGAGAUUUCAUCGUCGCUUGGGUUGUCAAACAAGUAUAAUAAAUCUUCUUAUACUAGAAAGUAGCAAACUAUAGUGAUGGUGAUACAUUUUAUUCAAAGGUUGUUUUUUCUUUCAAAAAAAAAAAUAGUGAUGGUGAUAGCGAUGGAGUUUUACAUGCAGAUAGUGUGAAGACAUGGCUUUAUGUCUAUACCUCUGAUCAGUGACGGAGCCAAAUAAAAAUUAUCCCGCAAACAGAAAAAUAUCAAUCUAGAGGUUGGUCCAAACUUUUUAUCCUGGAAACAGAAAAA